AUGGAGACUGGAGUUGCAAUUGUGGUGGCAAAACGAACGGGAAUAAUUUCACCAACAGCGUUCUUAGAACCAUUUGAUACAGCUUCUUGGAUGCUCGUUGGAGCAGUUGCAAUACAAGCAGCAACAUUUUCAAUAUUCUUCUUUGAAUGGCUAUCGCCUAGCGGUUUCGAUUGUUCAACUGGACUUAAUUCAAAACGAGUGCCGCAAAAUCGUUUUUCACUGUGUCGGACAUAUUGGAUUGUGUGGGCAGUAUUGUUUCAAGCAUCUGUACACGUGGAUUCUCCUCGGGGUUUUACGGCCCGUUUUAUGACGAACAUGUGGGCUAUGUUUGCAGUUGUGUUUCUCGCUAUUUACACUGCGAAUCUUGCAGCAUUUAUGAUAACACGGGAGGAGUUUCACGAAUUGAGUGGAAUAGACGAUCCUCGGAUAUCACGGCCCUUAUCACAUAGGCCCGCUCUCAAGUUUGGUACGGUGCCGUGGUCGCAUACCGAUGCCACUUUAGCAAAAUAUUUUUCAGAACCACACGCAUAUAUGGCGCAAUACAAUCGUAGCACUGUGAGCGCUGGUGUUACAAGUGUAUUAACGGGUGAAUUAGAUGCGUUUAUAUACGAUGGUACUGUAUUAGAUUACUUAGUCUCCCAAGACGAAGAUUGCAGAUUAUUGACCGUAGGAUCAUGGUAUGCUAUGUCGGGUUAUGGCUUGGCAUUUACUCGAAAUUCAAAAUACCUUAGCAUGUUCAACAAAAGAUUAUUAGAUCUACGUUCUAAUGGAGAUUUAGAAAGAUUAAGAAGGUACUGGAUGACAGGCACUUGCAAGCCUAACAAACAGGAACACAAGUCAUCGGACCCGCUCGCCUUAGAGCAGUUCCUGUCGGCAUUUCUAUUGCUGAUGGCUGGCAUUCUGCUGGCAGCUCUCCUGCUGCUUCUAGAACACGUGUAUUUCCGUUAUAUGCGUACGCAUCUAGCUGCUUCCAGUGCCGGCUCGUGCUGCGCUCUUGUGUCAUUGUCCAUGGGACAAUCUUUGUCGUUCCACGGUGCUGUGGUCGAAGCUGCGUCACGAGGGUUUGGAGCUGGAGGUCGUGGACAUUGUCGUUCCGCGGUUUGUGCCGCACAGGUUUGGCGUGCACGUCACGAGCGCGAUGCGGCAGUUGCGCGUGCCCGGCAGCUAGCGGCGGCGUUGGCGGCGCACGGGUUGCAACCGCCACCGCGUAGGCUUGCUUCCGCGGCCGCGUUGCUGGCGGGCGGCGAGCACGAUGCCACGCGGCCCCGCACACUGCACGCGCCCGCCGACCUCCUGCCUGAUCUCGACCGUCCACUCUCUUGUGGAGAUUUGCGCGCGAGAGAGCGGACACGAGUAGAAAUGGAAACAGUGCUGUGA
This is a messenger RNA of Diatraea saccharalis (sugarcane borer), 1377 nucleotides long. The record is from the annotation of a GenBank genome assembly. Lineage: Eukaryota; Metazoa; Arthropoda; Insecta; Lepidoptera; Crambidae.